ACAGCUGUUCCUCUAACGAGCCGAGAUUGUCCUUACAAUAGAAGUUGAGUUCCACGUCGGAAACCGACGUGGACUUGAAAGCGACAGGCCAACGCACCCUGACGAUGAGUUGGGAUGUUUGUUCAGCCGAUCUCCCGAACUUUUGCAUCGUUCAUGCGUUUUAGGACGUUUCGACAAUGGCGGGAGGUCUGGUUGGGGCGUGGAGGGUCGAUGGGUGAGCAAGAGUGAGUGGAAGACACGCACAGGUUUAUGGAUUUCAGAUUUUCUUCUGAUGGAAACUGCGAGAUUCUGCUCCUGGACGAGAGUCUGGAUGAUCGCCUUGUCUGGCUGAGAGGGACGAGCUCUUGAUGGUUGUAGAGCAGCCCCUGUGUGAUCUAGCCUAACCCAAUUGUUUCGUUCGACAUUCUGGAUACGAGCAUGGCAUCUUCGUCUGAAGACGUUCGUGUAGACGCCAAAAGUGAUCUAGCAACUUCCACGAUGAACACGGACGCAAUGUCUCAUUCUCCGGAGACCAUCAGUUUGGACGGAGAGCAAGAACGCAGAGUGGAAGCUGAUGGAGGUCAGGAGAGUGAAGAAUCGUCUUCAAUCGCGGAAGACCCGACGGAAGUAAUUGCCAGAGGAAUUGCAUCGGUUUUAGGUCCUGUCAUCAAAACUUUUGAAACGAGAGUAGAGGAAGUUGUGAAGAGUCAACAUACACUGGAAAACAGCAUUGAUCGUCUGACAAGAGAGUUGGACAAGCUGUUAGAAGACACGCCACUACCUCUAGGCGCACAACAUGCAGCCAAGCUGUCAGGGAUUCGCAAGCGUGUUGGAUCGUUAUCUGACACCCUUCGGAUUGUGCAAGGACGCGUAAAUAGCAUGGAGACAAUGCUUUCUGAUCCGAGCGAAGACAAUGUGUUGCCCAUGUUGCCACUUGAUAUCAAGGCAGAAUUGAUGUUGCUGAGAUCUCCUGGAAGUUCUUUGGAAGAACAUGAGAGAAACGAAGUUUUGUGAAGUGACAUGCAGGAAGACAAUGUGUUGUCCAUGUUACCAUUUUUAUCAAGCCAGCAACGAUGCUGCUCAGAUCUCCUGGAAGUCUUUUUGAAGAACAGGAAAGAAAGAACUCUUCUUAUGCAAAGUCAACACUUCCAGUUAUCAUGGCAAG
Messenger RNA from Marchantia polymorpha subsp. ruderalis, 1144 nucleotides. The record is from the annotation of a GenBank genome assembly. Lineage: Eukaryota; Viridiplantae; Streptophyta; Marchantiopsida; Marchantiales; Marchantiaceae.